GUGCAAGGUCAACGUGCCCACACGUCUGUUUCUAGAGAAGGUUAAUGUCUUCUUGAAUGGCAGUGUUUAGCACCACUUUGUUUGGUUGCACUUGCUCGUUAAUUUCAAACUAUGGCACUGAGGCUGCUGAGGGCUAGUUUCACGCACUUGUGACUCCUGUAUGUUGCUAAAGUUUUUAAUUUGAGGAACAGCAACGUGCCGGAUUUAGUGUUGAGGAACUGCUAGUUGGAAAGGGGAAGUCAUGGCAGCAGAUAUUUUGCUAAUGAGAAGACUGAACAAACUGAGAGUGAUCUAUCAGAGUCACAGUCUGAGUGUUCAGAGGAGAGAACGCCUUAGUCUCGCCCAAAAUCCUCUCAAAGAACAGAUGUAUAGCUGCACUGAGAGAACUGCUUCAACAGUUAAAGGUGUUUUAAAAUCAAUCUAUAGUUUUCCUCACAUUGGAACAGGAACAAAUAUUACUAAGCAUAUCAGGGUUCUUCAUGCUCUAAAGGACAAUGCAGAGGGCAAUGGAGUGAUCAACAUUUAUAGUCACAAAUGUUUGGGGAAAACCAGAUGCAAGUUAUUUCGAGGGCUCACACAACCACAUUUGCCAAACUACAGCCAGAGCUGUUCAUUCCAUCAAGAUCACUUGCUCUGGAGUGAUGCAAAAAAAGAAGGACCUGACACAUCCAAGAAACACAAGCAGAUGCUCAGCGAGAGCUCCCGUGAGCGCAAAGUACCAGUUACAAGGCUAGGACGUUUGGCAAAUUUUGGGGGCUUGGCAGUUGGACUGGGCUUGGGAGCUAUUGCAGAAGUGGCAAAGAAAAGCCUCAGAUUAGAUGAGAAAAAAGGGAAUAAAAAAGGUGUCCUUGAUUCAAAUCCAUUUGUCUCUGAGGCUAAUGCCGAACGAAUUGUUCGGACUCUGUGUAAAGUCAGAGGAGCUGCUCUUAAACUUGGACAAAUGCUUAGCAUCCAAGAUGAUGCUUUCAUCAAUCCUCAGCUGGCAAAGAUCUUUGACCGUGUUCGACAGAGUGCUGACUUCAUGCCCACAAAGCAAAUGAUGAAAGCAGUGAGCAAUGACUUGGGCCCAAACUGGCGUGAUAAGUUGGAGUUCUUUGAAGAGAAGCCUUUUGCUGCUGCUUCAAUUGGUCAGGUGCACCUGGCUAAGUUGAAGGAUGGCAGAGAGGUGGCUAUGAAGAUCCAGUACCCUGGAGUGGCCAAAAGCAUCAGCAGCGAUGUUAAUAACCUAAUGGCUGUCCUCAGUAUGAGUAAUGCAUUACCAGAAGGUCUAUUUCCAGAGCACUUGAUAGAAGUUAUGAGCAGGGAACUUGUUCUAGAGUGUGAUUAUGUGAGGGAAGCCAAAUGUGCCAAAAAAUUCCAAGAGUUAUUGAAGGAUCACCCUUUCUUCUAUGUGCCAAAUGUAGUGGAUGAACUAAGCAGCCAGCAUGUCCUCACUACAGAGCUGGUGUCUGGUUUCCCUCUGGAUAAAGCUGAUGACCUGCCACAGGAACUCAAGAAUGAGAUCUGUGAGCAGAUUUUGAUUCUUUGCUUGAGAGAGCUCUUUGAGUUCAGAUAUAUGCAGACUGAUCCAAAUUGGUCUAAUUUCUUCUUUGACCCACAAAAGCACAAGGUUGCACUGUUGGAUUUUGGAGCCACAAGGGGUUUUGAUGCAAGUUUUACAGACGUGUAUAUUGAGAUCAUCAAGGCUGCAGCAGACAGAAACAGAGAGGGGGUUCUGCAACAAUCAAUUGCUAUGAAAUUUCUGACCGGUUAUGAGUCAAAGGCAAUGAUGAAUGCCCAUGUGGAUGCAGUGAUGAUCCUCGGGGAAGCGUUUGCCUCAGAAGAGCCCUUUGACUUUGGCAGUCAGAGUACAACAGAGCAGAUCCACAGGCUCAUCCCUGUCAUGCUAAAGCAGCGUCUUACCCCUCCUCCAGAAGAGACCUACUCUCUGCACCGCAAGAUGGGAGGCUCAUUUCUUAUCUGCUCCCGUCUCAAAGCCAAGCUGAGCUGUAAAAACAUGUUUCAGGAGGCGUAUGCCAAAUAUUGGCGAGAUCGACAACUACAAACAGCCCAGUAAGCAGUUUUGUAAGCAGCUCAUAGGGGAGUGUGGAAAGCCAGUCUACAACUAGGAUCUUAAAAAAAAAAUUAAAAAAAAGACAAUAUUGUGAUAUAAUGUGCAUCAUGAGUAAAUUACUGUCUGAAUUUCUUCUGAAUGGCAUGAAGUAAAAGUUGAUGAAUUUGCAGAACCUUGUUACUAAAGUUCAUUUUGUGUGAUGCCAAGACCUAGGAGACCAAUUCUAAAGAAGCCAGUAUUGCAUGUGAUAGUUACCACCACAUAUGAGGGGCACUCUCAAGUAUACAUUUGGCCACUUCUAAAAGCAUUCAUACCACAGCACUUUUGAAUCCUUGAAAUCUGACUCGGCACAGUUGAAUUCACAAAAUUACAUUAUUGUUGUUAUAAUACAUUGUCACUAUAGUAACAGGGACAUGGGUUGUGAACACUCCUUAUAAAUGUAGUGAAAAAAUGUGUGUAAUUGUUGAUAGCCGUAAAUGUUUAGUAUUUUAGGAAUGAGUCUCCAGUGCCUGCAUUUUGUAACAGAGUUAAGGGUAAGUUUUUUUUUUGUUUGUUUGUUUGUUUUUUUCCAUCACAAAAAAAGCCUUCAGAAUGGAGGGCUCAGUGGUAUCUUGCUAACAUGACAAGCUGCAUAUUUUUUUUAUUUUUUUUUGUCUUAUUAACUUCAAGAGGCAAAAGAGAGGUUAGUGAGGGAAUAACUGUAAUCUAACUAUAAACAAGUGUAUGUAUAUAAACAAAUGUAUGUUGUUCUUUAUAGAAUAAAAAUAACUGAUGUGGUAUAAGGGGAAUAAAACACUUAAACACUGUUAUUGGAAGAUAGUCAGCUUUGGGAUGAUAACAGACCUCCGUGUUGUGUUGUGUAUAAAACUUUUACACUUGACAGUUGUUCUGGAACAUAGUUUUAUUUAGCCUUUUAGACACAUUUUACAGAAAUGGAGAAAGUGAGUGGUGAAAAUAAGACUGCUCAACAGCCGAAAACAACGUUGAAUGGGUGCUUCUAUAUACUGAUAUGCCAUACACGGUGUAGAGAGAACAGUUCCCCUCAAAAUCCAUGACUGUAUUUAAAAAAAAAAAAAAAAAAAAAAAAAUACCAGACAGUGGUCUAUUAAACAUAAACACAGUGUUUGACAUUCAUGAAAGUGUUGAGGAAAGCUGUGUUUUUGAGGACAUUCUCCUGCAAUAACUCAGUCCAUUGUGUCUUGGCACUCAUGGCAGUAAGCUAUUUCCUCAGAAUAUGCCUCUAUCUGAAUGGUGAUGUUGUGGAAGCUGAAUUCAGUCUGGAGCAGCUUUGUCAUAUCCAUAAGUGCAGUAUGUGGAUCGGUUUGUUCAUCUAUGGUAAAACAUUAUUUAAUUUAUAACAUACUGUAAAAUAUAUUGUGAAUUACUGUAUAUAGUAGUUUUGCUUUAUUUAUUAUAAGUUAUUGAAUAUGUUAAAAGGAA
Molecule: messenger RNA, 3493 nt
Organism: Ictalurus furcatus (blue catfish)
Lineage: Eukaryota; Metazoa; Chordata; Actinopteri; Siluriformes; Ictaluridae
Gene: coq8ab
Product: coenzyme Q8A, genome duplicate b
Exons: 15
Coding region: 242-2056 (604 amino acids)
Biological process (GO): ubiquinone biosynthetic process
Cellular component (GO): extrinsic component of mitochondrial inner membrane
Molecular function (GO): kinase activity
Source: RefSeq, a predicted model, not a curated record